Phanerochaete carnosa HHB-10118-sp is the source of this 977-nucleotide messenger RNA. RefSeq lists its product as uncharacterized. NCBI's taxonomy places the organism in Eukaryota, Fungi, Basidiomycota, Agaricomycetes, Polyporales, Phanerochaetaceae. Gene Ontology annotation, cellular component: proteasome core complex; cytosol; nucleus. Gene Ontology annotation, biological process: ubiquitin-dependent protein catabolic process. The record is from RefSeq and is a predicted model, not a curated record. Bases 22 to 807 code for a protein of 261 amino acids. The transcript has 8 exons.
CUCGCAUCUUCCUAGUCCAUCAUGGCCAGACGUUAUGAUAGCCGCACCACCAUCUUCUCGCCCGAGGGCCGUCUAUAUCAGAUCGAGUAUGCCAUGGAGGCUAUCUCGCACGCAGGGACAGUCUUGGGGGUCCUGGCUAAAGAUGGUAUAGUACUGGCCGCGGAGAAGAAGGUUACAGGCAAGCUACUUGACUUGUCUGGCGCGAAGGAGGGUGGAUAUGGCGGAAGUGGCGAGAAGAUCUUCCUGUUGAACUCAAAUGUUAUUACUGGCGUUGCGGGUAUCACUGCAGAUGCGAACUCGCUGGUCAACUAUUCACGCGAAGCUGCGCAAAGGCAUCUGUACAUGUACAAUGAAGACAUCCCCGUAGAGAUGCUCGCCCAGCGGCUAUGUGACCUUAAACAGGGAUACACACAGUACGGAGGUCUUCGUCCUUUCGGCGUCUCGCUGCUUUACGCUGGCCACGACGUGCACUUCAACUUCCAGCUGUACCACUCAGACCCAUCAGGGAAUUACUCGGGUUGGAAAGCGACCAGCAUCGGCGCGAACAGCGGUACGGCGCAGAGCCUACUCAAGCAAGAGUACAAAGAGGAUAUCACUCUAGAAGACGCAAUCUCGCUUGUUCUGCGCGUGAUGAGCAAGACAAUGGAUAGCACCACGCUUGGCAGCGAGAAGUUGGAAUUCGCUACACUGACAUUGGAUGCGGAGAAGCGACCUAAAGCGAAGAUUUAUCGUCCGACUGAGAUCGACUCCUUGUUGCGCAAGCAUGAUCUGGCGAAGAAGGAGGAAGAUACAGAGAUGAAGUCUUGAUCUGUGUGCAGAAUGGUUAGAAUGCUGAACUCGUUUACUUUGUAAUACCACUACGUGCACGGUCUUUGGCGAAUUCUUCUGUAUUGAGAACCUGCGACCCACCGCACAUCAGGCGCUUGAGACUGACCGCUAUGUAUCUAUGCAGUCGGCUAUCACAUGUUCAAAUUGCC